This is a messenger RNA of Clunio marinus, 183 nucleotides long. NCBI's taxonomy places the organism in Eukaryota, Metazoa, Arthropoda, Insecta, Diptera, Chironomidae. The record is from the annotation of a GenBank genome assembly.
AUGGAAUAUCAAAAUUGUCCAUUGAGACAGACUCAUAACGAUGAUGAGCUUAAAGACUUUGGAAUUAUAUUCGUUUUCAACAAUGUCAUCAACUUUCUUCAUCCCCUUGUGGAAGGCAACGUCGCUGUUGAGGCAGAAAAAGAAAACUUUGUUAGCUCAGAUAAUGUUUUAAUAUCUUUGUAA